UAGAUUCAUUGAUGGUGGUACUAAAUGGUAUGAAAUAUUGCAUAUUGUUGGUUCCUUAUUGGAUGUAAGCUUCAUAAACGUGAGCGGAUCGGAGAUCGAGUGAAGAAGGGGAGAUAUCAACGUAACUGGAUCUGAUGAAAGAAUGGGCAAUUGGAAACAUAAACUCUGUAUCUGGGGACUUGGAUCCAUUCGGAUUAGAUUGACUCGGGUACCGUCUGACGCCAGAUCCAAAUCCAAACUGUCGACACGUACCCAUCUGUCUCUCUUCCUAUUUUUGCUCCCGAUCAUCCAGUGGUUCUACGGUCAGAAAAUCGCCACGUCAGUGAACUUCUGGACCGACGAUUCUCUCCUUCUCCGGGAAAGCAGGGUCGUUUGUCUACUUCUCUCGAAACCGCGCGACGCCCUCCCGUCCCUUCAUUUGUUCAGGUCUCUGUCUCUCCUCUCUCCGGACCUCUUCUUCGUCUUGUCUGCUUUUCCCUCCCUCAACGCAGCGAGAGAGAGAGAGAGAGAGAGCCGAGGGCAUCCUCUCUUUCUCUGGUGUUGGCACAGGUUGGUCUGCAAUGGAGGAGCCGACGGAGGUGCAGGAGAGGAGGGAGGGGAGGGAUGAAGGGGAGGAGGAGAUGGACGUGGUGUCAAUGGAGAGUAACUUCGAAGACGAGGUGGUGCUGCCGUGGAAGGAGCAGCUAACUUUCAGGGCCUUCGUCGUCAGCUUCAUUCUGGGGACAUUGUUCAGCGUCAUCGUGAUGAAGCUAAAUCUCACCACCGGCAUCAUUCCUUCCCUCAACGUCGCGGCGGGGCUGCUCGGCUUCUUCUUCGUCAAGACGUGGACGAAGCUGCUGGAGAAGGUCGGCAUCCUCCGGCAGCCCUUCACCCGCCAGGAGAACACCGUCAUCCAGACUUGCGUCGUCGCCUGCUCCGGCAUUGCCUUCAGCGGUGGAUUUGGAAGCUACUUGUUUGCAAUGAGCAAAGUUGUGGCCUCCAAGUCAUCGGAAGGUAAUAAUCCCACUAACAUCAAGGAGCCAGGGUUGGGAUGGAUGAUCUGCUUCCUCUUCAUAGUCUCCUUCAUCGGUCUCUUCUCUGUCGUUCCUCUCAGGAAGAUCAUGAUCAUAGACUUUAACUUGACAUACCCGAGUGGCACUGCUACAGCUUACCUCAUCAAUGGCUUCCAUACUCCUACUGGAGCAAAACUAGCGAGGAAGCAAGUGGGUGUCCUUGGAAGAUUCUUCUCCUUUAGCUUCUUGUGGGGUUUCAUUCAAUGGUUCUACACUGCCGGCGAUGAUUGUGGAUUUGCUAGGUUCCCAACAUUUGGCCUCAAAGCCUACGCCAACCGGUUUUACUUCGAUUUUUCUUCAACUUACGUUGGUACUGGGAUGCUUUGCCCUUACAUAGUAAACAUCUCUCUGCUCUUGGGCUCAAUUUUGUCAUGGGGAAUCCUUUGGCCUAUAAUUGACGGUAAGGCAGGAGAUUGGUACUCUGCUGAUCUGCCUAAAAGCAGCCUCCACAGCCUUAAUGGUUACAAGAUCUUCAUUUCGAUAGCGUUGAUACUCGGCGAUGGCCUCUUCAACUUUGUCACAGUCAUGAUUUCCACAGCGAACUCAUUCCACAAGCAGUUAAAGAACAAGGACCCUGGCCUGGUUACCACCGCUUCUAAUGGUGGUGCAUCGUCGUCAUCGUCCAACAGGAACAUGAACUUCGAGGAUAGGCGGCGCAUUGAGUUCUUCAUGAAGGACGGCAUCCCGCUUCCUUACGCAAUCGCAGGCUACGUUGCCAUCAUGGCCAUUGCUACUCCUAUCCUCCCGAGAAUCUUUCCCCAGUUGAAAUGGUACUACAUCUUGGUGAUGUAUCUGAUCGCACCGGCGCUGGCUUUCUGCAACUCAUACGGCUGCGGGCUGACGGAUUGGAGCCUGGCGUCGACAUACGGGAAGCUCGCCAUCUUCGUGGUGGGGGCGUUGGCUGGGUCGAGCCACGGCGGGGUUCUGGCGGGGCUGGCGGGGUGCGGGGUCAUGAUGAGCAUCGUCUCCACCGCCUCCGACCUGAUGCAGGACUUCAAGACGGGCUACCUAACGCUGGCCUCCCCUCGCUCCAUGUUCGUGAGCCAGGUCGCCGGCACCGCCAUGGGCUGCGUCAUCGCCCCCAGCGUCUUCUGGCUCUUCCACAAGGCCUUCGACGUCGGCUCCCCCACCAGCGAGUACCAGGCUCCCUACGCCACACUCUACCGCAACAUCUCCAUCCUCGGCGUGGAGGGCUUACAAGGACUCCCCGCCCACUGCUUCCAGCUCUGCUGCGUCUUCUUCGUCGCAGCCGUCGUCUUGGACCUCCUCAAGUGCAGGUUGCUCCCGAAGAAGUGGGCUCAGUUCGUGCCCAUCCCCAUGGCCCUGGCCAUCCCCUUCUACGUCGGCGGCUACUUCGCCGUCGACAUGUGCAUAGGCAGCCUGAUACUGUACGCUUGGGAGAGGGUGAACAAGGCCAAGGCGCGGGCGCUGUCGCGGGCGGUGGCCUCCGGGCUGAUAUGCGGCGACGGCCUGUGGACGCUGCCGGCGUCGGUGCUGUCCCUCGCCAGGGUGGACCCUCCCAUGUGCAUGAAAUUUCUCUCCGCCGCCACCAACGCCCAAGUCGACAAAUUCCUCGCCGGCUGACCUUCUUCUCCUGCGAGAUCUUGAUAGUUCAGCGGUGUUGCAAAUAUUAGGACCACUUCGGGUGAGGGUUAUUUAAGAAAAACGAUACGUAUCAGCGAUACGUAUCGUUGUAGAUGAACAUGUACCAGCAUUUCAAAAUAGAAUAGAAACAAAAAGUUUUCUUUA
Nymphaea colorata (pocket water lily) is the source of this 2801-nucleotide messenger RNA. RefSeq names its product probable metal-nicotianamine transporter YSL7. The record is from RefSeq and is a predicted model, not a curated record. The transcript has 8 exons. Gene Ontology annotation, cellular component: membrane. Lineage: Eukaryota; Viridiplantae; Streptophyta; Magnoliopsida; Nymphaeales; Nymphaeaceae. The coding region runs from base 561 to 2636 and encodes 691 amino acids. Gene Ontology annotation, molecular function: oligopeptide transmembrane transporter activity.